Messenger RNA from Rotaria sordida, 438 nucleotides. The record is from the annotation of a GenBank genome assembly. NCBI's taxonomy places the organism in Eukaryota, Metazoa, Rotifera, Eurotatoria, Philodinida, Philodinidae.
AUGUUAAAUGUACAUCAUUGGAACAAACACUCUAUGUUACAACCAGUACAAUCACCAAAAUUAGAAGUGCCCCUCAUGUCAGCGAGUGAAAAUGCUCAGCCGAGUGAAAAUUUUGGAUGGGAUCUGGCAAAUAAAACCGAUCGAAAUCUUCAUUGUUGUCGUUGCACAAAGAAUAAUCGAAAAGCUUUAACAGGACCUCUAUCAAUAGAACAACUGCGACCUCGAUCAUCCCAACCAAUGACCCGAGAUCCUCUCCCAUUAACGAUGGUAUCAACUGCUGAAAUUCUUGACUCAUCUGAACAUUCUGACGUUGAACAUUUACUUGAACACUUCGACAAACGCCUUGACGCCUUACACAACGAAAUUGAUGAAUUAAAUAGACAAAUGACUUAUCUCAGACAGCGUUCAGCUAACACUCGGCAAGAUCAGCAGGAAUAA